Molecule: messenger RNA, 1169 nt
Organism: Erinaceus europaeus (western European hedgehog)
Lineage: Eukaryota; Metazoa; Chordata; Mammalia; Eulipotyphla; Erinaceidae
Gene: KCNRG
Product: potassium channel regulator
Exons: 2
Coding region: 269-1090 (273 amino acids)
Biological process (GO): protein homooligomerization; negative regulation of delayed rectifier potassium channel activity
Cellular component (GO): endoplasmic reticulum
Molecular function (GO): protein binding
Source: RefSeq, a predicted model, not a curated record
UUGAUUUCAGACAAAUUGGCAGUUUGCCUUAAACAGCCCAGUUCCUCUUCUGUUUCUCAUGUUUUAUACAAGUUCCCAAGCAACUGAAUUUUGCACAUGGAUACACUUUGUUUUACAGCAGUCACCUGGUAAUUUGGGUAGGUCUCUUGUUUGCUACUUUCUGUCCCCUCUUUUUCUUGAUUAUAACAGCAUUUAUGAGUAUAGGUUGGUUUACAAAUUCUUGUCUGUGGCUAAUGGUUUAUAGCCUCUAGUUUGGAGGAAAAUUAGAAUGAGUAAUCAGGAACUUGUUACUUUGAAUGUGGGAGGGAAAAUAUUUACAACAAGGCUUUCUACCAUAAGACAAUUUCCAGUGUCUCGGUUGGCACGAAUGUUAGAUGGCAAAGAUCAAGAAUUCAAGAUGGUUGGUGACCAGAUUUUUGUGGACAGAGAUGGUGUGUUAUUUAGUUUCAUCUUAGAUUUUUUGAGAACACAUGAGCUAUUAGUACCCACUGAUUUUUCAGACUAUCAUAGGCUUCAGAGAGAGGCUCUUUUCUAUGAACUUGAUUCUCUGGUUGAUCUGUUAAGCCAAGAACACCUGCUACAUCCAAGACCUGCUCUUGUGGAGGUGCAUUUCGUAAAUAGAAACACUCAAUCUUUUUUCAGAGUAUUUGGCUCUUGCAGCAAAACAAUUGAGAUGCUAACUGGAAGGAUUACAGUUUUUAUAAAGCAGUACUCCACACCAUCCUGGGCUGGUGGUUCUUUCCCUCCUCGGAUGACUGUACUUCCUCUGCCUCCACAAAGACCUUCUCACCAUGACCUGGUUUUCCAGUGUGGCUCUGACAGCGCUACUGAUAAUCAAUCUGGAGUCAGGUAUAUUUCUAUAAAGCCUGAUGACCGAAAACUGGCCAACGGAACUAAUGUCCUGGGCUUACUGAUUGACACAUUAUUAAUGGAAGGCUUCCAUCUGGUCAGCACUAGAACAAUAUCUUCUGAAGACAAAACUGAAUGCUAUAGCUUUGAAAGGAUAAAAAGAUCUGAAGUUUUCGCCAGGAACAAACUCCUGAAACCAGAGACUACCACCAUGCCAGAGCAAUCUAAGAAAAACAAAUGAGGGAUGCAGAGGUGGUUAUGCAAAGAGACUGUCAUACCUGAGGCUCCAACGUGCCAGCUUCAAUACCCCUGCACCACCA